CUCACUUCCUCUCUCCAAACCGCGCCUGUGAAUGGGGCUGGCGGUCUACAGCCCCGAAAGAAAACACCAUGUAAAAGUAUAAAAAGUACACAGAACGCAAACUAUUGAUUUUUCUCAUUAUUAGUUCCGUUAGUCCACGCGUCGGGGGCAACGCUUGCAUUUCGGAAGAGAGCGUGAGUGAGCGCACAGAUUAAUCCCGUGCAAGGUAGCAGACAGAUACCAUGCAGAUAAGUGAUGGCCCCAGUUACUUCCCGGUCUUUGUGGCCCCGCCCAACGUUAACCACCGGUCGCCAGGAUUCGUCCCCGGCAGGGUCGUACCUGUCCACUCCCCGCCUCCAACUAAGGCCCCACCCCUUCCCCCCCUGAAGCCCAUUGGCCCACCUCCUGAGCGCCGGGCUACCUUUAGCCUAUCAGAGAAUGGCCACCGCCUAGAGCGUGGUCAGAGGAAGAGGAAUACUUUAAUAUGCUUCGGUGUCUCAAUGGGGACCUUCUUUUUCUCGAUCAUCCUCAUCCACAGCCUCACCAGUGGAGACGUGUUGGAUGGGAACUGUCCAGACCACAGCACCUCCCUGAGCAGCUGGAACCCUGGUCACAACCCAGAGAAGGCUGUGGUCGUUCAGAGGGGAGAUCUGUUUCGAUUGGACUCUUCUGCCACCUUAUACUCCCUAACCAUCCAAUCAGGAGGCCGAGUGGUCUUUGCAGACAAUGCUGAGGGCUCCAAAAACAUCACUCUCAGAACGCGCCAUGUGCUGAUUGAAGACGGGGGUUCGCUGCACAUCGGUGCCCCCAAAUGCCGCUACCGCUCCAAGGCCACAAUCGCCCUGCUGGGCCGUUCAGAUGAAAAGGCAGUUGCGGAAGUACCGGAAUUGGGCCGGAAGUUCAUCGGGGUGCGUGGUGGUGCAACCCUGGAAAUUCACGGGACAGAAAGGCUGUCGUGGACCUUCCUGACCCGCAGCGUCUCCUCCUCAGGUCUAGCCAUGGGGGGCUAUGCCUUCCAGCGCAACUUUAGCCGUGGCAUCAACCUGCGUGUGGUGGACCAGGACACGGCCAGUGUGCUGUUCAGCGAGCGCUACGACACACACGAGUCACGCAAUGACAGCCAGCGGCUCACACAGCUGCUCCGGUCGCUGCCUGCGAGGCGCAUCGUCACGCUGGCCGUGGGAGACUCGGCUGUCAAGAGCCUGCUGGACGAGACCAAGAGAACCAUCCAGAGCCUGCUUGGUAGUACGUACGUCCAUGACCUCAAAUACAGGCAGGCCUGGGCCUUGGUAUCUGUGAUUGGUGGAGGGAAUGGCUCGUGUUCAGAAGCCGUGCGGGAACAUGAGAACCAUGACACAGGAGGGAAGGCGCUGGCCCACCAGAACUUCACCACUGUGGACGGGGUCGGCUUCUCUGUCACAGCCUACAGCGAAUGGAAGAACGGUUUUCCCAUAUCUGGCUUCCAGGUUGAUGCUGUGGACCAGGUUGUCCUGAACCUGCAAGAUGAUGUAAGCACUUGGCAACCUGGGAACCAGGUUGUGGUUGCCAGUACUGACUACUCCAUGCAUCAGGCAGAGGAGUUCACCCUCCUCCCAUGCCCGAGCUGCACCAGCAGACAGGUCAGGGUUCAAGGGAGGCCCCAGUUUGGCCAUGUGGGGGAGAUUGUGGACGGCGUGGACAUGCGGGCAGAGGUAGCAAUGCUCAGCAGGAACAUACUCAUCUAUGGGGAGAUGGAAAACGCCUGCUAUGGAAACAACUGGUGCCAGUUCUUUGGCCACGACACGUACGGCGGACACAUUAAGAUAUUUGGGAAUUUUACCUCGGUGCACCUGUCCCACGUGGAGUUGAGGAACAUGGGGCAGCAGAAGAAGGGCCGCUACCCAGUCCACUUCCACCGCUGCGGGGACGUGGACCGACGAGGGGGCUACCGGGAACCAACCUACGUGGACGGCCUUUCCAUCCACCACUCCUUCUCCCGCUGCAUUACCAUCCACGCCACCAACGGCCUGCUGGUGAAGGACACUGUAGGCUAUGACACCCUGGGUCACUGUUUCUUCCUGGAGGACGGGAUAGAGCAGCGGAAUACGUUCUUCCACAACCUGGGUUUGGUGACCCGACCGGGAACGCUUCUGCCCACUGAUCGCAAUGAGACCAUGUGCACCAGCAUCCGAGACAAAGUGUACAAGAACUACACCCCUUCACCGAGCAUGGAGUGCAAGGCAGUGUCUACGUUUUGGAUCGCCAACCCCAAUAAUAACCUCAUAAGCAACGCUGCUGCUGGCUCCCAGGAUGCUGGGAUAUGGUAUGUGUUCCACAGCUCUUCCACAGGGGACUCUCAUGGGCUGGUUCCAGAGACCCGGGCAGAGCUGACCCCUCUGGGGAUCUUCUACAACAACCGGGUGCACUCCAACUUUAAGGCUGGGCUCUUCAUUGAUAAAGGUGUAAAGACCACCAACGCAAGUGCUGCAGACCCCCGGGAGUACCUAUGUCUGGACAACAAUGCCAGGUUCCGUCCACAUGAGAAUGCAGACCCAAACCGGCCGCGGGUGGCUGCUCUCAUCGACACACUCAUCGCCUUCAAGAACAAUGACCUCGGAGCCUGGAUACGUGGCGGUGACAUCACCAUUCAGAACUCUGGAUUUGCAGACAAUGGGGUGGGACUCUCCUUUGCGAGUGACGGUAGCUACCCUAAGGAUGAGGGCUCCAGUCAGGAGGUGACCCAGUCUCUGUUUGUGGGAGAAAGCCGCAACCGCGGCUCCAACGGAGGCCAGAACAAGUACUGGGGCCAGGGAGGAGCAGAUGGCAAGAUGAGGACACUGCCCAGGAACAGGACAUUCCCGAUCCGUGGCUUCCAGAUCUACGAUGGUCCUGUUCGGCUCACCCAGAGCACUUUCCGAAAUUAUGUCCCGACGACGGAGCGCUUCGCCAGCGCAGUGGGCUUCAACCUGAAGAACACCUGGCAGCUCACGCCCCGCAACAACCUGUCCAAGCUCAGCUUCCGGCCCAAUGUUGGUCUGAGAGUGUUCUUCGGGCAUCCGGGCCAGUGGUUCGAGGAGAAUGAUCUGGACGGGGAUAAGAACUCCAUCUUCCAUGACGUGGACGGCUCUGUGACGGGCUACAGGGACGUGUAUGUGGGCAGAGCAGACAACUACCUGAUCCGUCACCCCGACUGUGUCAACAUCACCCAGUGGAACGGGUUGGUCUGCAGUGGCACCUACUCUCAGGUGUAUAUCCAGACCCAGGGAGCUCCCAGCCUCAGUCUGUCCAUCAGUAGAGAUGAGUAUCCUGAGGCUCCCCUGGUGCUGAGAGGUAUCAACAGCCAACGGGCGCUGUCCCAGCAGUACCAGCCUAUCCUCAUGAUGAGCAAAAGCUACACCCUGCACUGGGACGGCCCGGCUCCCAGAGAGAUUGUCCUCUCCCUCAUCAACUUCAACCAAGGUGACUGGGUGCUGGUGGGCCUCUGCUACCCGCCUGAUACCACCUUCCAGGUUAUGGCUGACAUCAACGACCGCCAGAGCAACACCUUCAAUGACAUCACCGACUACGGGCCCUUGUACUCCCUCGCUGAGCUGGAGAAGAAGCCGCUGGAGAGGAAGUACUUCUUUGACCACAGUGUGGGAUUGCUGUGGCUGUAUUUGCAGGCGAGGCAGAGACGCGACGGCCACAGCUACUGCUCGGUUAAGGGCUGCGAGAGGGUGAAAGUGAUGGCCACCACGUCGUCCUCCAAACUGACCUGUAACUGCACGGCCAAGGCAUACCCCAAAUACACCAAGGCCCCCUCGGCAGUGGUCCCCAUGCCCACCCUCAGCACCCAACCUUGCAAGGACUGUGGAGCCUCCCAGCUGGUGUUUUCCAGUGACCCGUGGAACGCCUACCUCCAAACUCAGAUCAAGUCUCUCAGCAGCAAGGAGCAGCAUAGUGGAGACACACAGUCCUUCAUCACUGUGAACCGUGAGACGUUCUCCUUCACACAGCCAGGCUUCUUCCUGGUCUCUGUGGACGCCUGCUCUGGAAAAGUCACAAAGAAGUCAUCUUUCUCCAAAAUGGACUCUAAAAUGGAGCAGUAUUUUAAAACUGGAAUACCAAAGAGGUCAAUAGUGCUUCUGGGAACGCGAGGGCAACCUGAUGGCUUAGCCGGUGUUGCACCGUAUCUGGUCCCCCUGGGCAUGACCAAGGCAGCAGAUCUGCAGAGUAAAGAGAGCCUGGUGUUUUGGGGGUUCCAGGGUGGCUCUUCCCCCCCUCCGUGGGCCUCUAUCCUAGCUGGGCAGGGUGAGGAGGGGCUGGGGCUGCAGGAGCGAUACCUCCCCCUGGGCCUGGAGGCCUACGGCUGCACACAGACCAGCACUCGCAGAGACAUGGAGCUACUUAGGACCGCCACAGGACCAUAGUGACCAAUGAGAACACAACUUACCCAAAACACAAUCAACCAGCGAAUGAAUGUGAACUUCUAUUAUUUAUUAUUUUAUUGGCAAAGAUGUUUACUCAUUUGUGUGUGUGUGUGUGUGUGUGUGUGUGUGUGUGUGUGUGUGUGUGUGUGUGUGUGUGUGUGUGUGUGUGUGUGUGUGUGUGUGUGUGUGUGUGUGUGUGUGUGUGUGUGUGUGUGUGUGUGUGUGUGUGUGUGUGUGUGUGUGUGUGUGCUCACAUGCCUGCCUGGGUGAGGUGUAGUGAGAUGUGUGUGUGGGGCAUGGGGAGGGUCUGUAGAUGCAUGAAAAUAUGCACUUUCCUAGUCACAUGAUUUGCAAUAUCAGCCAGUCAUCUCACUGAGCCAUGAAUUCAUAUUCAGCCUUCAAUGAAAACAACCAAAAAGAUGCUGCACAUCUGCCAUAUUUCAACAAAUUAGACUGGAAACAGGAAAUCAAUGGGGGGUGGAAAGCAGAUGAACAAAGUAACCACAUCAAACUGGUGUGGUCUAUCACUCCUAUCCUGUUCCCCCUGGUGGGUUUCUGUCUCAGGCCAGUCUUUGACCGGUCUGCUGCUCACCACAUCCAUAGACCAAACGCAUCAUUAAGAAGAGGACUGACAAAGCAAACCAAAGGAAAAACACUCAUUAUUCCACCUUUGUCCCCCCCGUCUGUUUCCUUGCACGCCCCUGGGGGAGAGUUUUGUUCAGCUACUAGAUCUGUUGAAAUGGGAUUUUACUAAACAAAUCAUCCAAGUGUAUUAGAAUGAAAAUAUUUUCUAUGGGAUUACAUUGAGAUUGUUGCAUUUUCAACAACUGUUUUUUCCCCCAAGGAUGUGUCCUUUUUUGUAAGAUAUUUAUUUGAUCUCGAGACAGUGACACUUUCCCCAGGGAUGGCUACGCGUGUAGCGGAGAUGGGUUGUUUCUCUUCUUUUUCUUCUCAUUAUCUCACCAUUGAAACGGUGUUUCCAACUCAUUUACCUUUUAGGAUGGUUAUGUGCACUCCCCUGCGUAUUUAUUUGGACUGUGAUGCUAAAACGUUUCAUUUGGCUUUAUACUCCAUUUUGGAUUUGAGAUCAAAUGUGUUAUGAGGCGACAGUACAGAAUGUCACCUUUCAUUUGAGGGUAUUUCCAUACGUCUGUUAUGAGGUUUAGAAAUUAAUGCUCUUUAUGUACAAUAUCUAGUCCCCCCCCAUUUGAAGGUGGAUAAGUAUUUGAACAAAUUCACUUGUAGUGUAUUAAAUUUAGUCGAUAACGUUUAGUAUUUGGUCUCAUUCAUACAGUAGCACGCAAUGACUAACAUCAUUGUGACUACACACUUGUUGGAUGCAUUUGCAAAUUGUUUUGGAUUAUGUUGUGCCCAGUAGAAAUGAAUGGUAGGUAAUGUGUUGUCAUUUUGGAGUCACAUUUAUUCUAAAUUAGAGGUCGACCGAUUACGAUUUUUCAACGCCAAUACCGAUUAUUGGAGGACCCAAAAAAAUAGGCCGAUACCGAUUACUCUGACAAUUUUUUU
Molecule: messenger RNA, 5891 nt
Organism: Oncorhynchus gorbuscha (pink salmon)
Lineage: Eukaryota; Metazoa; Chordata; Actinopteri; Salmoniformes; Salmonidae
Product: cell surface hyaluronidase-like
Exons: 24
Coding region: 222-4367 (1381 amino acids)
Source: RefSeq, a predicted model, not a curated record